Messenger RNA from Kwoniella mangroviensis CBS 8507, 675 nucleotides. RefSeq lists its product as uncharacterized. Bases 1 to 675 code for a protein of 224 amino acids. NCBI's taxonomy places the organism in Eukaryota, Fungi, Basidiomycota, Tremellomycetes, Tremellales, Cryptococcaceae. The transcript is spliced from 3 exons. The record is from RefSeq and is a predicted model, not a curated record.
AUGUCACCGAACCUCGACCUGUCUUUAGUGACAGCUACGAUACUGCUCAACAUAACUACAAUCCUCAUCCUCGCUAUCGAAACUCAUAAUUGGAAUAGUUCAGAGGUAGUCGACGGGCUCAUCUUACAGAUAUUCAGUCUUAUAUGUGUUGGUGAUACCACGAUGCUUUGGAAGAGGAUCCCUCUCUUGGCUCAACCUUGGACGUUUGGGUUGUACUAUAUCAUUGUCGGUUUAGCUGUCAAGCAAAUCCCAAAUUGGGUCAAUUACGAAUGCGCCUUUGCUGGUUUCGUAGGAGCGAUUCUUUCGGUCUUUCAAGGUAGACAAAACGUUUACGAUGCAUAUUAUCAGUACCAUAAAGAACAAGGCAAUGUAUGGCUCCUGAAUGAACUCCCUUUCGGUAGUUUCUACGCCGAGCAACAUCGCAGUGAAGCUGCCAACUCUACCGGAUACGACCAAAUCAAUACCAAAUCAAUAACAUCACAAGAGAGACAACUGCGUUCAAGCCGAAACCAAAAUUGCGAUGCUCCCGAUGCGAUCUACCAUGGAGAAGACUUCUACGGUAAUGCCGAUCAAUUCGUUGAAAUUGAUGAUGAUUUCGGAGGUAAAUACGCAAGCUCGAAUGGUCUCGCUGAAGCUGCCGGGUAUCUGUCAAAUGAUGCUGGUGGGUCAGGCUGA